This is a messenger RNA of Drosophila santomea, 7274 nucleotides long. RefSeq lists its product as uncharacterized. The transcript has 10 exons. Bases 96 to 5423 code for a protein of 1775 amino acids. The record is from RefSeq and is a predicted model, not a curated record. Lineage: Eukaryota; Metazoa; Arthropoda; Insecta; Diptera; Drosophilidae. Gene Ontology annotation, molecular function: phosphotyrosine residue binding.
GCUAACAAAGAAAUUCAACAACCACUUUCAACAACAUACCCCUCACCGACUAACUUCAUCGAUUGCACCGCGCGGAAUCUAGCGGAUUCUUCAAGAUGGAGCGCAUGUGGCGAAAAGUAAACCACAGUUUGCGCAACACCAGCAAGUCGCAAGCACAGCAAGCAGCAGGUGGCGAUGGAAUCAUCGGUGGCGCCGCCACAGGAGCCACUGCAGCCACGCCUCAAUCCACUGAUACGAUUAGUUCGGCUGGCGGUUUCGGCGAUGGUCAGCUGGUGGUCGCUGUCCAAGGAUUGGCCGCCAGUGGGGGCAGCAAUGCCACCGGAAGACGCCUGGCCAGCAGCGGCGGUGGUGGCGGAUGUAACAAAUCCCUCAGCCAACAUGUCCUGCAAACACGUACCGCUUCCUCGGAACGCCGCAGGCGACGCCGGCGCAAGAGUCGUCCGCGACGUGGCGGUGGCAUGGGAGUCACCAGUUGCGUCGGUGAUCCUGGCGGCGACAACAUGUCUUCCUCGGGCGGCUUUUAUACCCUGAAAGAGCACCAGCACUAUCGUCCCAGUCACCAUCAUGGCGGUGGCGUCUCUGUUGGCGGUGGCGGUGGCUCAUCCCGUCGUCUGUUUGCCACUUCGGCGCCCAGCGGCACCGUGAUGAUGUAUCCAAAUCCCCAGCGCACCACGGCACUAGCACCAACUGGAGGAUCUGGAUUCGGGCAGGCAACCACUGCGGGCGGAGGCGGAGGAGGAGGAGGAGGAGGAGCUGGCGGUGGUGCGACUGGAUCCGGAACUGGAGGACAUCCGGACAUCUCGCUGAGGCAGCGGGCGGUGGCCAAGUUGCGCAUGUUCAACUUCCAUCUCAACUGGGAUCUGCACAUGACGCACUGCAAGCCCUGCGGUCCGCGUUUGAGUGGCAGUGGUGGCAACAUAAUCACCCGCAGGCUGUGCCGCAAUCGUCGGCGGGAGGACAACGAACUGUACCGCUCCAACAGCUUCAAGUUCGAGCGAUUCGAGCGCAAGGAGUGCCUGGAGGAGUUGUCCAACACGUUGCAGAAGCAGAUUGCCAUCUGUGAUGAUUACAGCCUGCCCGUAGACUUUGUUAAAAAACGACCGUCCAGCUUCGAUCCGUGCCUGGCGGAGGCGAUACCAGCGAAUCCCGAGCACUGGAUAGCCCCCAGUCCGCAAACCGAGUUUCUGCCAUUUGGUGAAGCCCAACAAGCGUUGCAGCUACAAUCAGCAGCACCAACAGCAGCAGCAGCAGCAGCAACAACAUCUGCAGCAGCAGCAGCGGCAGCGGCAAGCGCAACUGCAGCAGCUCCACAACUACCGCCCCCGCUGCCCGCCCCCGUGGCAACAUUGCCCACUCAGGCGGCGACGGCAGCAGCAGCAGCAGCAGCAACAACAGCUGCGAUUUUGGCCACUCACCAGCAGCAGCAACAGCAUUUGAGCAGCAGCAGCAACAACAACAACAACGGCGGCAACACACACGGCCAACAGCAUACGCACAGCAACAACAACAACACAUUGCCAGUAGGGGCACAGCAGCAGCAGCUGCAGCAACAACCACAACAACGUGCAACAUUGCAACAUCCACCGCUGCCCAACAGCAACAUCAAGCAGGCAUCGGUGAAAUUGAUCGAAGGAUAUUCAGAUCCCAAGGAUACGCGCAAUCACAAGAAGGUCUACCACAAAAAGGCCAAGAAACGUUCAACGACUGGCCACAAGCGGCAUCAGCAGCAGCAUCAGCAGCAGCCGCACCAGCAUCAGCAGCAGCAACAGCAGCAGUUGCAUCAGCAGCAAACGUUGCCAACGCCCAGAAGUGCGCAGCAGCAACAGCAGCAAAAGUUGCAGCAGCGGCAUUCCACCUACAACAACAACAACGGCAACUUAAGGAAGGACAAACGCAACAGUCAAUACAACUCAGACUCCUCGGCUCCGAAGUCUUCCGACGACGAGGCGGACAUCGACGAGGAGGUUGAGCAGCAACCGCUGCCCGUGCCACAAGCAGCGGCCCAGAGUGCUCCACUAACAGCCGCCGGUCUCAACUCUCCGGACUCCAUAUCCGAUGACCUGGUGCGUCCGCUUCCGCCGCAACUGCAGCGCAGUCCGCGCAAACUGACCGUCGCUCCCGCGGAGCACAACAAGCGCCAGCCCUCGCCCUACUACUACUCCGAUCUGCUCAAGAGUCGGGACAAAGACAAGGAUAAGGACAAGGAUAAGGACAAAGAUAAGGAUAAGGACAAGGAUAAGGACAAAGAUAAGGAUAAGGACAAGGAUAAGGACAGAGAUAAGGAUAAGGAACGGGACAAGGACAGGGAGGACUUUAAGCUCAAGUGUCGCCAAUCGACGGCCAGUGAACCGCCGCAGCAAACUCAAACGCAGCUGGCUGGCUACCGGAAGAGCUCCAGCUUGGAUGUGCCGCCGGCGGAGGAGCAGCCGGAAGCAGAGAGUCACGAGGAGGAGGAGGAUCCCAGGACGGGACAGGACUCGCAGUCCACGCCCAAGCGUUACAGUUUCACCGAGGAGGGUGUACACAUCAUUCGCUGCGAGACGCCCAGCACCAGCACAUCCGAGGAAUCCGAUUGCAGUGAGUGCCUCAAGCGACGCAAGUGGCACGCUCGUGCCUUAGCCUUAGUGCGCAAGACCUGCAACGUUCAGCCACGAAAUCAGAAUCCCACUGGCAGCGAACUUCAGCUGCAGCUGCAGCACUGCGACGCCGGCGAGGGCGAACUACUCAAGUGCUGUCCACCGCCACCGGCUCCAGCGGAGAUCCAGGUUCAGGUCCAGCCGAUGCCACCGCACCGCCUGCUGGGACCAGCAGCCGUGUGCGGAGCCUGCAUCACAUCCGCUCCUGCCUCCUCCUUGGCCGGCGGACGGGGCAGCGAGCUCGGCGAUGAUCUGGAAGAGGAGUACUUCCGGCCGCGCAGCAUCUUCUAUGUGCAUCCGCAUGGCGUCCACGAGUGCGUCGAGUGCGCCCAGCCAGCCCAGCCUGCGACUGUUCAAGCGCCAACGCUGAGCAAUCCAUCGCUCGAUAUCUACGGCGACGACGAGGACGAAGUGGACGGCGACGAGGACGAAGAGGACGACUCCGAGGACAUCAUGGGCAGCCGGCGUCGGCAGAUCUAUGAGACUGCCUUUGACUGCAAGAUAGCCAAGUCGGAUGACGAUCUGGAUGAGGUGGAUCGCAUUACCAAUUGCUCGGUGCUGCUGCAGUUGAGUAAUGGCAAUGGUACCGACAUCACCAAGGUCACCGGCUCCACCAAGACGCGAGCCGAGUGCAAGCGAGCCAAGAACUCCAAGAACCAGGCUCUGCAAGAGCAAACGGGCGAGGCCCAUGUCCAGGUGCAUCAUGUGGAGGCGGAGCUGGGCAAGCUGCAGCUGAGUCAAGUGGACCAGCAGAAUCAGAACCAGAACCAGAGCCAGGGUCAGCAGCAUGGAGUCAGUGCCACCGGUAGUGGAGCAAGUGCAUCCAGCACGCAGCAGUUGCCCGUGCGGGGAUAUACCCCAUCGCCGCCAUCGACGGCUCCGUUGCCAAUGAAAUUUCCGGGCAAACAUGAUCGCUACCUGAACAUGAACAGCAUCAGGAGUGCACCCAAUCUGCCCGCCGCCAAUCCAGCGCAUCCCCGUCUCCGGGAUCUCCGUCUGCCCAUCCAGUCCAUGCGGCAUCAGUGCGGCGGCAGCAGCAAUGACAACAGUCUCACCGACAGCGCCUACGUGAAUCCGCCCUCGACCAACUCGAAUUCGAAUGCGGCAUCGGCAUCCGCCUCGGCCUCCGUCUCGGCAACCGGAUCAGCAGCUGCCCGCCGACCGCGUUCCUUUGUGCUGGAAUCGGGCCGGGUGCUGGAGCUGCGACGCAGUGCCCAGGGCCACCAGGGUGGUCAGUCGACCCACCAUCACCAUCAUCAUCAUCAUCAUGCGCCGGGGAGCAGGAGAAAUCGCCAUGGCCACGGCCAGGGGCAAACGGCCGGUGGUGGCCACAACUACAGCAGCACAGAGAGCAUUGCCACCUCGAGCAGUGGCGGCAGCAUGGAAUCGCUGCGUUCCAGCACCAGCGAGGGCAAUCGCAGCACCUCCAGCUCCGAGUCGCGGCACUCCAGUUCGCUGAGUUCGCACAGCUCGGAGAGCGGCAGUGGUGGCAGUGGCGGUAGCGGUGGCUCCAGUGUGGCCUACCCCCUGCGACCGGCUCCGCUUCUGCUGCACUCCAAGCUGCACAUCCUGAGUCCCAUUUCCGACAAGUCCUCGCAGGAGCCGGCCUCGGCCAGUGCGUCGGAGCAAUCGCAGCAGCCGUCCCAGCAGCUGGCGCCGAUGGCGUCGCAGGAAGACGAUUCCACAACGAGUGCCACCCCAGCCGGGAACCAAGUCCAGGUGACUGCCUCCUUGAAGCAGCCGCGUAGCAAUCGCGGUGCUCCGAAUAAGGCACUGCUCCAGCUGGCCGAUGAGCUACUGGGUUCGGAUAGUGGCAUAUCGUUGCAUUCCCGGGAGGAGGGCAAACCACAGACCUUGGCGCUUCAGCGUUUAACGCUGCCCAAGCUACAGUUGAUUGGUGCCGAGGGAACCACAACGUCAGCAACGGCCACCGGUGCAGGAGGUAGCUCAGCGAUGGGUGGCAGUAGCGGGGCCGGUGGAUCAGGAUCCGGAUCCGGAUCGGUAAUUGCCAGCGGUUCGGCUGGCAUACCGCAGGAUCUGCGUGAUCUGCCCUUCGAUAUGCCCAAAUUGAGGCGACGCAAGACACUGCAACAGGAGGCCGCCUGCACAUCGGGCAGUGCCACGUCCGUCGAUCUCGGCGAGCUGCCCUUCGACAUGCCCAAGCUGCGACGACGCCUGAGGGCCAAUCAGGCGGAGAUCAAUAACCUGCUGAUGCACAGCACCGAAUCCAGUGGCAUCUCGCAGGCUUCCUCUAGCCACUCGAUGCGCGACGAUCAGAAGUUGGCCAGCAAGUUGGAUACGGCACUGUUCCGGCAGAAUCUAACCCUAAACCUCAAUGAAUCGCGACAGGCGACCAAGCAGUUUGGCAGCCUGGAUCUGCGGGGACUCAAUAGCAACAAGGAGCUGAACAUGAAUCUCAGCCAGGGAUAUGUCACUGCUGUGGAUCUCAUCGAUGUGACCAUACCGCUGGAGCGACAAGGUUGGUACCACGGUGCCAUAACGCGAAUUGAGGCGGAGACCACACUGCGUCCGCUGUCCGAGGGAUCCUUCCUGGUGCGCAACUGCGAGUCCACGAAGCAGGACUACUCGCUAUCCCUCAAGGGUGCCAAGGGCUUCAUGCACAUGCGCAUCCAGCGCAACGAGACCGGACAGUACAUCCUGGGCCAGUUUAGCCGUCCCUUCGAGACGGUACCGGAGAUGAUCCGGCACUUUUGCCUCAACCGGCUGCCAGUGCGCGGUGCCGAGCACAUGUGUCUGAUCGAGCCGGUCAUCGCCCAGCUGCUCUAGAGAGGCUCCAAGGACUCAAAGGCCGGGAACACCGGGAGUUAGCCGAUCAAUGGCUUUAGAGGCUCCAGGGGGAAGGGGAACCAAACAGAAUUACAUAUUAAUAGCGUGUAGAGAACGUAGGAACCUAUGUGAACAUUGUGUAUGCACUAGUUAUAUAUGCGAGUUAGUUGUAAAAGGAUGAUGGCAAUUUUUUCAUGUUUUUUUUUUGGCCUCGAACUUUGUAUGUCGGUCUACUAAAGUACACACCCACACACACACACACAACUCACUCACUAACACACGAACUAGUUUAGCGUUUAAAGUACGUAGCACAUUCAGACAAUACCAGCAAAUGACAAAAAAAAAAAAAAAAAGAAAACCAAACAACAAACGAUAUUUAUAUAGAAGGCAUAUAUACAAGCGAGACGAUAUAUACAAGAGCAUAUAGAUACGGAUAACAAGAGCACUUGACGACAGUUGCUAAAUACGUAGUUGGUACAUGAUGAUCCCAAAUGCGGACAAAGAUGGUACAGAUUUUAGAUGUGUUUACACCGAACCGAGCAUCAGAUUAGGAGCAACUAAUUGUAGCAUUGGGCGCCAAAAAAAAAAAGAAAAGAGAACAAAACAAAAAGAACCCUUCCGUUUGGCUAAAGAUUUACGGUAGAACACAUACAACUCACUUCUAGCGAUUAUAUGGUCAAAACUUAUGCAACUUUUCGCAGCACACACACUCACACACACACACACUCGCCCACUAGCACCGCCCAGCAUCGUCCGAUUAUUCAGAUAAUUACGCCAUUAUUUAUAAACCCCGAUUCCUUUGGCGACGGAUUCUAGUGGGCAUCGCUUAAGGCACCUUUACACUAAGAAAAGUUUUAGCAAGCAACUCUAAAAAUUUGUUGAUUAAUUUUAUGUUACCAAAACGAAGAAAACGAACAAAAAAAAAUAUCUAAAAUAUGUAUAUCUAUAUGUAUGAGAACUAACUUUAGCAAGAGCGAUGUCUUUUUUUUUUUUGGUCUUAGCUGUAGGUCAGAGGUACGCGAAAUAGAACGCUCAAAGCGCUUUUGGUUAAUGGAUCGAAACGAAUAGGAUCAGAUCAGAUCGGAUCGGAUCGGAUCAGAUGAAAUAGGAGGAUCGAUCGAUCGAAUGGGAUCGAUAGAGAUGGUUAGACGAGGCAAGGAUAUAGCAACGCAUAUGAAAUGUCAGUUUAAGUGUUAGUUUCUAAUUGAGCGAACGAAGUGCAGACUAUAUAUAUAUAUAUACAUAAAUAUAUAUUUAUGUAAAUAUAUAUAUAUAUAUUGAAUGCUGAAAAAUGAUAUAUACUUACUAUUUAUAUUUCUAUAUAUACAUCUAUAUAUAUAUAUACACGAUAUUAAAGAGCAGUCAAUGGUUUUUUGGUUCCAGUUCCGAAAGAGAAGCAAGUGUCAGGAUGCAGGAUGCUAAUUAACUAAUUAACUAAUUAUUGUUUCUGGCAGUUUUCUGUUCCACCCUCGUACCGCCGAGCAAUACAACUGAUUUCCAGUAUCUCACCCAAAAGUUAUGUUUAUAUGUGUGUGCCAAAGUAUUAUUCUAGUCGUAUGUAUGUGAAUCGAAUCUCCGUGUGAAUAUAUUAUUUUCUAUAUGUUGAUUGUUGCCUAAUUUCUAAUACUCAAGCAAUUCAAUGCAGUGCAAUAUACGAAUACGUUUAUAUAUCUCGGUUAUGUAUCUAUGAUUUGACUAAUUUAGCUUUAAGUUAAGAAUGCCCUGAUUUGUCCAUAGUUAAGCGAAUCGGUUGAUAACCAUCUCCAUUUUGGCGAAAGCUGCGCCAGUUUGUAAACGGCUUUUGUAAAUAUAAUACGGAAUAUAAAUACAACACGACAGUUAUGUACGAUA